AUGGCAUCCUCCUGUUGCAAGGCUCAGCUUUCACUUUGGCACGAGAUUAUCUCGAAAUGUAAUGAGAAGACUACGCCAGAGGACCAGCAUGUCAAAUUUAUUCAAAAACGAUUUGAUGAACUUGAUUCUAAAGGAUUUACUUGGUCAAAAGAAUCGAUCCUUGAUAUCUUUCUUCAACUCGGUCUAUCAGAAAGCCCAGAUGUGACUUCCUCAUCGGUCAAUGACUUACCCGAAUCUCGCGUUGGCCAAGAAAAUGAAAUCUCAUUUGAUGUGUUGACAGAAGUUAUCCAAAAUGUGGAAUUAGAACAUAAAUCUCGUCCAAUGGGCCUUUUGGAUCUACCUAUCGAGGUCUUCCACAAGGUACUUGAACAGCUCAAUUGCAUGGCAGGCCUCGAAGAUGGGCAAAAUUACAUGAAAAAGCACCUAGCCAAGGUGAUAAUCACAGGUCCGGGUGACAGGAAGCCAUACACGACCUAUUUGCACCAAAACUCACCAAUAUUGAACAGCAUCCAAGCCUUUUCACUUACUUCGCGUGAAAUAUACAACCGUUGUGAACCGUGGCUAUGGCGAAAAUUAAGUUUUCCCACUGCUCUUCCAGCACCAAUAGAUCUAUGGACUAAAGAUAUCCUUCUCAGAAGAGGCUCCCAUACUAAGUUUCAUCUGCAAAACCUGUUUCGCGAAAUUCGUCUCGAAGCGGCCAACAUCGAAAAUUACGGCGAACAAAUUACGGUGAACAUUUCCUCCCAUAUCGAAAAUUACGGCGAACAUUUCCUCUGUCGUUCCUUCACAACCAUGACGAAUAUGGACGUGGUCCCGGGCUCAUCAUGGGUACCCUUACCCAUCCUCGCGAGGAUGGAUGUUGGCAUACUAGGCAACCACAUAUCGAACCAAGCCUCUUCCCAAAAGGGAAUCCUAUUGGACGUGGACAAGGCAUUUCAACUCAUCACAACAUCCAUUUAG
Melampsora larici-populina 98AG31 is the source of this 960-nucleotide messenger RNA. RefSeq lists its product as uncharacterized. The transcript has 3 exons. Bases 1 to 960 code for a protein of 319 amino acids. The record is from RefSeq and is a predicted model, not a curated record. NCBI's taxonomy places the organism in Eukaryota, Fungi, Basidiomycota, Pucciniomycetes, Pucciniales, Melampsoraceae.